Molecule: messenger RNA, 613 nt
Organism: Drosophila rhopaloa
Lineage: Eukaryota; Metazoa; Arthropoda; Insecta; Diptera; Drosophilidae
Gene: Sws1
Product: zinc finger SWIM domain-containing protein 7 homolog
Exons: 2
Coding region: 77-613 (178 amino acids)
Source: RefSeq, a predicted model, not a curated record
AUGACGCUCAGCCGGUUUAUUUUUGGCGGCCUUGUUUAUCUAUUUGAGAAAUAAAGUUACAUUAAAAAUGUCCUGAAUGGCACUCGAAGUGGAAAAUUGUACAAACCCCUUUCUACCACAAUUGCUGGAUCAAAUCUUUGAGAUAUAUCGAAACCAAGCGGAAUCUGGUAGCCUUACAAAAGAAGAAAGUGGGAAAUUGUUUUACGAUUUAUCUGCUUUUCUGGGCGAGGAACUGGUCUUUCGCUCCCUUCAGCUUUUGGAUGAUUAUAUUUUCACCUAUUAUUAUUUUAAAAACAAAAACAAUCUUUAUGUGGUGGAACUUUCUAAAGGAUCUGAGUAUUUCCGGGUGCUCCCGAGGAUAAACUACUGCAAGUGCGACUUUUUCCAGUGCCACGUGCUGCAGUUGCCCAAAGGAAUCCUUUAUCAGGACAUUCCCAGUGGUCAAGUGGGCAUACUGGAGGAUUGGAGCGAGGAGAGCCGAGUGUCCUUCACCUGCCAGCACGUCCUGGCCCUGCGACUCCACCAAUUUUUGUGUCCGGGAACGAAAACCUCGGAACAGUACCUUAAAAAGGAGGAGCUCAAGAAUCUGCAAAAGGAGAUCUUCCGGGAUUAG